AUGCCGCUCUCCCGUUCAUCCGAUCCCUUGGUCUGGAUCGACUGCGAGAUGACCGGCCUGGACCCCGAGACGGACCAGAUCCUCCAGAUCUGCUGCUUCAUCACCGACGCCCAGCUGCAGCUGCUGGAGCCGAACGGCUUCGAGGCCGUGGUGCACCAGCCCGACUCCACCCUGGACACGAUGUCGCCCUGGUGCAUCGACGUCCACGGCCGCACCGGCCUGACCGCCGCCGUGCGCGCGUCGACGACCAGCGCGAGUGCCGCCGCCGACUCGCUCCUUGCCUACAUCCAGCGCCAUGUCCCCGCCGCCCGCACCGCGCUGCUCGCUGGCAACAGCGUCCAUGCCGACAAGGCCUUCCUGGUGCGCGGGCCCUACGCUCGCGUCAUGGAGCACCUACACUACCGCAUUCUCGACGUGAGCGCCAUAAAGGAGGCUGCACGCCGAUGGGGCAGCGACGAGCUGCUGAAACAGGCCCCGCCCAAGCGCGAGGUGCACCUGGCCCGCGACGAUAUCCUCGAGAGCAUUGCGGAGAUGAAGUUCUACCGGGACCAGCUCUUUUCAUAG
Molecule: messenger RNA, 564 nt
Organism: Penicillium argentinense
Lineage: Eukaryota; Fungi; Ascomycota; Eurotiomycetes; Eurotiales; Aspergillaceae
Product: oligoribonuclease
Exons: 2
Coding region: 1-564 (187 amino acids)
Cellular component (GO): mitochondrion
Molecular function (GO): nucleic acid binding; 3'-5'-RNA exonuclease activity
Source: RefSeq, a predicted model, not a curated record